GGGCUCAUUUUAUCUCUCGUUGACGCUUAUCUGGGCAAAGUGUCUGACGCCACCCACCAGCGAUAAGCUCGGUAAAGAAUGCCACCGCGCUCUCGUGUGGGCGUAGGAUUCGUGCCCGAAGACACCGCCAUGCCGGAUCACGGACGAGGACGGGUGCACCGUUUUCGCGACCACGUCGUCGCCGGCGUCAACUGGCGACCGACGCGGUUCGUCGACGAGGGUCCCAGUUCACGUAUGUGCGGCCUCUGCCGCAUGGUCCCAAAACGGACAGUGCUGUGGCCGUGCGGUCACGCUCUGUGCCAAUCUUGCCACGCAGGCAGCCUCGAAGGGAGCUUCCAGCAGUGUCCAUUAUAUCAAGUGCAAUUCGAGGAAGCGGAAUGUGAGGGUUAUGAAUUCCCUACCAGAACAGCGAACACCGUUAAGGUACACUGCUGGAACGAAGCGCACGGCUGCGAGUACACGGGCACCAUGGACCGCAUGCUGGAACACUACGAGAACGAGUGCACAUUUCACAUCGUGGAAUGUUUUCGAUGCGGCGAGGGAGUCCAGUACAAAGACAUGCCAACGCACUACGCGGCCGGAUGCAGUGCCGGUGUUUCUGCCGCGAUCACAGAGUCCUCGGAGCAUACAGCACUGACCCUUGCAGCCGUGAACGCUGCUCUUGCAGCCGUGAACGCUGCUCUUGCAGACGUGAAGGCGACGUUGGGAUGCCUCAACCACGACCAGCUGCUGCCAGUGAUCCAGAGUCAGUUGAAUGAGCGCACAGAACAAGUCAGAAACCAGCAAACCAGAUUCGGUGAGAUUACUCGCGAGCUCGGAGCAUGCGAGCACAACUUAAAGGCCGAGAUGGCUCAAAUCACCGCCGCGACUUCUUCGCCCGUGUCGCACAAGCGGACGUCUCAGCAAAAUCCAUUGGAAGAAGCCAGCACGUCGAGGUCGCAGUCGUUCCACUCGGGACAGGAUCUGAUACUUGGAAAGUUGGAGCGUUUAGCGCACCUGGAAAACGGGGAGGAAACCUUCCCAAAGCCUGAUUUCGGCCGUGUCGUUGCUCGUUGGGAGACAUUGUAUGGUAGCUUUCGGCAUUUGAUGAGUGCGCUGUCAGCACUCACUUCAAUUAAACGAAUUGGGUGCAUGGAAUAUUGGCUGACCCUAGAAAACUGUGAGGAAAUCAUUGCGUGCCAUGGAAGGAAAAAAAAGUUUGCUGAGAUUAAGGUGUGGCACAUGAGGGACACGUACUUUACAAUUGAAGUUUGGAAGGACUGCGUUGCUCUUGAAUCUCACCUCCUUGUGCAGAUCGAGUUUAACGGGACGCUGGUGGACUCUAAGUGUUGGCCGCCUUUCUGGAGCGUGCACGCGGUGGAUCAAGAAGACGCAUUCAAUCAAAGUUCGUUGACUCCCGGUCGCAAGAAUUGUUUGUGCAAGCGCGAUGAUCCCUCAUUGCUGCACUUCCACCUCAAAUUUGCUACAAGCAUUGUCUCGCUGGAAAUUGACGGCUACCUCCGAGACGGAAAGAUGGCGUUUCAUAUCUUGCUCAGCAGUACAGAUCUGAACGGUGGGAUCAGAGGAGCACCCUAACGUUCGUCACCGCCGAAUGUGCACUGCACCGGAGAAUCCUCCUCGCCACUUCAGAAAAUGUGUCACAUGAGCUUAGCGAAUUUUUGAUCUCCUUUCUCCUAAAUAAAGUGAGCUCUGCGA
This is a messenger RNA of Dermacentor albipictus, 1695 nucleotides long. RefSeq lists its product as uncharacterized. The record is from RefSeq and is a predicted model, not a curated record. Lineage: Eukaryota; Metazoa; Arthropoda; Arachnida; Ixodida; Ixodidae.